This is a messenger RNA of Metarhizium acridum CQMa 102, 504 nucleotides long. NCBI's taxonomy places the organism in Eukaryota, Fungi, Ascomycota, Sordariomycetes, Hypocreales, Clavicipitaceae. The record is from RefSeq and is a predicted model, not a curated record.
AUGGCAAAGGCUCAUCCCCCUGAGCCAUCUCGUGUCAACAAAAAUCCUCCCAUUGCGCAAGGAUGCAAAAUACAAAAAAGACCGCUCAACAGGCCCCAGAUCCCAUCCUCCUCAAAAUCUCCAGUCAUCUACAUAUCUUCUCAUACCCCCUUCCUGUCCGCAGUCAGUCGCGUUCGCAAACUCCUCACCAAGUCCCUACGCAACACAGCGGCAGCCCCCAAGAAUGCGUCAACCCAUGCACGUGUGGAAGCGCUACAGCGUAGCACCAAUACCGCGUAUGGGAAUGCCUCGCCACUAGUGGUCACCGUCCUGGGCACGGGAAAGGCCAUUGAGAAGACGCUCAGCUUGGCGAGUUGGUUCGAGCAGCAGGGGGAUUGCGACGUUCGGUUGAGGACCAAGACGGUUGGGACCGUGGAUGAUGUAAUUGUCGAGGAAGGGGAAGGGGAUGAGCUGCAUAGGAUCCGGAGAGUUAGUUGCUUGGAGGUGGUCAUCACGUUGAAGUGA